AUGGUGGGAGAGCACAAGGGUGCAGAUGGGCAGGCAGGCAGCUUGACAGCGAGCGAUCCGGACAGAUUGUUGUGUUGCUUUGUGGUCCACAAACGCUGCCAUGAGUUUGUCGGUUUCUCCUGCCCUGGAGCCGACAAAGGCCCUGACACAGAUGAUCCAAGAAGCAAGCACAAGUUCAAGAUCCACUCAUACGGCAGUCCCACUUUCUGUGACCACUGUGGUUCACUGCUGUACGGCCUCAUCCACCAGGGGAUGAAAUGUGACACAUGUGACAUGAACGUGCACAAGCAGUGUGUUGUCAACGUGCCAAGUCUGUGUGGGACGGACCACACAGAACGCCGAGGUCGUCUCUUCCUGAAGAUCGAUGUCAGCGGAGACAGGCUACACGUCACAGUGGGAGAGGCCAGGAAUCUGAUUCCCAUGGAUCCAAACGGUUUAUCAGAUCCAUAUGUCAAACUCAAACUCAUCCCAGAUCCAAAGAAUGAAACCAAACAGAAGACCAGAACCAUCCGUUCGUCUCUCAACCCCUGCUGGAACGAGUCCUUCACCUUUAAGCUGAAAGCGUCAGACAAGGACCGUCGUCUGUCCAUCGAGGUGUGGGACUGGGACAGAACCACCAGGAAUGACUUCAUGGGCUCCAUGUCGUUUGGCGUUUCUGAGCUCAUCAAAUCCACUAACUGUGGAUGGUACAAACUGCUGAACUAGGAGGAGGGAGAAUACUACAACGUUCCCAUCCCUGAGGUGGACGACAUCAACCUGGAGCUCAGACAGAAGUUUGAGAAAGCCAAGCUGGGCCAUGGAAAGAAGGUGAUCACGCCCUCGGACCACAGACGCUUCAGUCUGCCGUCAGGGAACAUGGACCGGGUCAGACUAAAUGACUUCAACUUCCUGGCUCUGCUGGGGAAGGGCAGCUUUGGCAAAGUGAUGUUGGCAGAGAUGAAGUCAACAGAGGAGCUGUACGCCAUCAAGAUCCUGAAGAAAGACGUGGUGAUCCAGGACGACGACGUCGAGUGUACGAUGGUGGAAAAAAGAGUUUUGGCCCAGAGAGAUAAACCACCGUUUCUCACACAGCUCCACUCCUGCUUCCAGACUGUGGACCGCCUGUACUUUGUGAUGGAGUACAUUAAUGGAGGAGACCUCAUGUACCACAUCCAGCGCAUGGGCAAGUUCAAGGAGCCACAGGCAGUGUUUUAUGCUGCAGAAAUCGCUGUGGGUUUGUUUUUCCUGCAUCGAAAGGGAAUCAUUUACAGAGACCUGAAGCUGGACAACGUGAUGCUGGACUCUGAGGGCCACAUCAAGAUUGCAGACUUCGGGAUGUGUAAGGAGAACAUGUACGAGGGCAUGAACACACGCACCUUCUGUGGAACCCCAGACUACAUCGCUCCAGAGAUCAUAGCAUACCAGCCCUAUGGGAAAUCAGUGGACUGGUGGGCUUACGGAGUCCUUCUGUAUGAGAUGUUGGCAGGACAGCCGCCGUUUGAUGGAGAAGACGAGGACGAGCUCUUCCAAUCCAUCAUGGAGCACAACGUCUCGUACCCAAAGUCCUUGUCAAAGGAAGCUGUGUCCAUUUGCAAAGGACUCAUGACCAAGCAUCCGUCAAAGCGUCUGGGCUGUGGUCCAGAGGGAGAGAGGGACAUCAGAGAGCAGGCUUUCUUCAGACGCAUCGACUGGGAUCGGCUGGCCAACAAAGAGAUUCAGCCGCCAUUUAAACCCAAAGUGUGCGGCAAAGGUGCAGAAAACUUUGACAAGUUCUUCACACGUACUCAGCCUGUGCUGACGCCUCCCGACCAGCUCGUCAUCGCCAACAUUGACCAGAGCGAGUUCGCCGGCUUCUCCUACGUCAACCCUCAGUUCAUCCAUCCGUCUUUGCACAGUGUGGUAUGAAGAUGGUGUGUGAGAAGAAGAAGAAACAAAAACACAAAAAAGGAGGAAAUCUAUGAACUGCCAGUGGAAACAGGAGCUUUUUCAACCCCAAACUAUUUUCAACAGACCUGUCGUUCCUCAAUGUUCUGUUGAGUACGUAUGAAUGUCUGGAAGGAGGUGACUGAAAAAUGUAGAGCGGAGUUAGCCACCAUGUUCAUGUGGAACCCAUGAGCUCCCACAGUGGGCGGAAAGAGAUCUUUAAGGUGCAGAGCAACUGUCCCAGGAGACCAACAUCAGACUAAUGUUAGCAUCUGGUUAGAAAUCUUCUACUUUUAUAACUAACAGUGUUUUUGUGGUGCGGAGAAAAAAACGGUAUUAAACUUUUCUAUUCUUUACAGAACAACUUUAUUCAUAAGAACUUUAGUAUAUUAACAUCUUGGGAUGUCCGAUAAUAUCGACUGAUAUUAGCUUAAUUAUGCAAUAUCGGUAAAAAUUGUUUUUUCCCUUGAUAAUGAAAAACGCGAUAAUGCAAUCCAUUGUGAGACAGAUGAUAUCUGUUGAUAUCACAAUCAGAAAUUAAGUGUUUGGACAAUAUCGACAUAUCGGACUUCCUUGUUAACAUCCUCAGUACAGAUGUAUAAACACAGCUGCUCCAGUCACUGUCAUCAGGUAUGUUCAGAAAAUAUAAUUUUAUUUAGAAAUAUUAUUUUCUGAGGAAAAUUUUAAAACAAACCUUAAAAUAAAUCAGAUAUUUGGUCUGAGAUAGAAUAGCCAAAAUAUCAAAUUCAAACUCCGAACCACUACGUAGCCCAUGGUGUGGAGCCCACAAGGACAUGUUGGCUGGGAAGUUUUAAAAUGACAUGAAGUACAAUCUAAAGAAGGAGAAAAGUGUUACCCAAAUAUUUUUGAAUUUCAUUAUAGAUUCAAACAUCCCAUAAUAUGUCCUUCAAUGAAUCUCAUCUAUGUGAUAUUGUUGGGGUUUUUUUAACAAAACCUGAACCAUUUUUUCCCAAUCGAGUGUCACCUGACCUUUGUGUAUUCAUGUCACAGGAUUUGUUUUCUAAUCAUCUUCGUCAUCCUCUGACACGACGAAGGAAACCUAUUUUUCUGCUCUGUCCCGGUUUCAUCUACUCCUGACCUGCUACGUGUGUAUAUUAUAUUUAUAUACUUAAAAAAAAAAAAAAAAAAAAAAAAGAGUUAGUACACUACCAUAACACGAGUGCCAAAGUAGAAGUGGAGGUUUCUAUCACAGUUCCUACAGUUCUGGUUCUUCUGUUUCCUUCUGGCCUUCCUUUAUGAUGUCAACACAAUAAAACCGUACACCGCAACAUGUGCAGGACAUGGGACACAUCAGAGUAUAAUCAGACCGAGUCAUAGAGAAGCAGAAGCUGGUGCUUCUCACUGUUAUAAGCUGUUGAUGCCUUUUUCCUGCAGCGGGUGACUCUGAGCGGGUGAGAAAACGUUUCACAGUACAAUAUGAAUACUGCUACGUCCAUAUGCACCAAGCACACUUCUGCUGCAUGCUCCGGUUCCCACUCCACAACGCAGUACACGUCUAGUAUUGUUGUAAAUUUUAGUGUUAGGAUAUGAACUGUGUUAGUUGUUGUAUGUUUGGGGGGGGGCAGGGGGCUGUGUUCCUGUUUCAUGUUCCGCUCUUUCACGUCCUGAUGUCUUUAUUUUUGGGUUGUACAUAUGUUUCAAAUGAGAUGUUGGAAAAAAUAAGAAAAGAAAAAAAAAAAAAAAAAAAAGAGUUCCUUGCAGAUUUUAUACCACGGGCUGAAUGUUUAUUACUGUAGACAGUUUUAACGUUUGUAUGUUUAGAUGAACCCCAACGUUUGGCUCAAUCUUUGGUAGCUUUGCUUACCGCCUUCUCUAUCCAUAUCUCUAUAUAUCCUGUUAUUUUCACUACCGAGUGUCAUAUAGAGAAUAUGCAGCGCCCCCUGUGUGUGUUGACACCGUGGACUUUUCUCUUGCCUUGUUCGUCUCAGGACUCAAUCCCUCCGAACUAAAACCGUGUUACCGCCGUAAGGAUUUCAGAAACAUGUUUUGGUUUUUUUAAAUAUUAUACAGUAUAUCGUGUGCAUGCCAGAGGUGAAGCCUGAUCUACGCAUGAGAAAGACCCUGCAUGAUACAGAGACCCCUGGUGUGGAGCAUGGAGUUCCUCCACCCUGUUGCACAGAUUGAGACAAACCCCCUCCCAAUGAGCGUCCAGUUAGCUUCUGUCCUCAUCAUGUUUCCGACCGACUGUCAUGUAGCCGGACUCUUCGAUGACUUUUUGUUCUUUGGUGCCAAGCUGUUGUUAUUUUUCUCCAUCAGUGUUGUUUUGUUAACGGGGUUAGAGCUCAAACAGAGAAAGCUGCGUCGAUCUCGAUCAAUAAAACUGCCAAAUUUACCUACUGCAGCUGUGAACCAUCUGUAACUGACCACUAGAGGGACCAGCUGUUACAUCUGGACCAGACUAGUGUAAAACCCAGUUCACACCUGGUGUUAAUGUUUGACCUGAGUGAUCCAAACAGGUUAUACACUGUUCUGGAAUUCAGCUGACCUCCCCAUGAUGUACUGCAGUACUGAACAUGUAUUUUGACAUUUAAGUCUGUACACUGAAGUAUUAACAUGUAUCCUCAAUGUUUCUAUAUAUUUGAUUUACUCCAUUACCCCACACUCCAGGGAAGAACCCAUUGGAAAUACACAGUAUAAACCUAACAAUUUAACAUAACAUAAUAAAACGUAGAUGGUGGUACGAGGUAUAGCAGUGUUUCCUAAACUUUUUUUCUGGGGACCCAUAUUUUAAAAGUCACAAAACAAGACAAAAAACACACAAAAAACAAGACUCAAAUCAAUAGACAUGACGAAACAUGACGCGAGACGACCCCCCAAAAAAUCUCUUGAGCUCAAAACAACCAAUAAAUCUUGAACCUCAAAAUAUCAAAAUGUCCACACCAAGUCAGGGUGUCCUCAAAAGAAACUUGUCCCCACGAGUACAGCUAAACCAAGAUAACACACACACGUGCUAUCAGACAGAUGUUGUCAAAGUCACGUCAUAUCUGUUGACGCACUGAUGACAUGUUCCCUCAGGAUAAAUGUUUAUACCAGGUGUGAACGGCGUUAUAGGAAAAAAAAAAAAAUCUGCGUGUCUCACAUUGAGAACCAUUUUAACAGAGAAGAAGUUUGAACAGAUGAUCUAAUGUCAUUGUCAUGAUUUCAGGCUGAAAUUAUUACCGCGCUGACGUUUGUUUUUGUUUGAAUUCCCUGUCGCCGCCCCUGACUCUGUUUACCCGCUUCUUCUCGUUUCUCUGUUCAUUGUGGUAUGAUGGAUACUGUGCAUAAAUAAAGUAUCAAAUCUAUAAAA
Cynoglossus semilaevis (tongue sole) is the source of this 5212-nucleotide messenger RNA. It is a transcript of the gene prkcab, whose product is annotated as protein kinase C, alpha, b. Gene Ontology annotation, molecular function: ATP binding; diacylglycerol-dependent serine/threonine kinase activity; zinc ion binding. Gene Ontology annotation, biological process: protein phosphorylation. The record is from RefSeq and is a predicted model, not a curated record. NCBI's taxonomy places the organism in Eukaryota, Metazoa, Chordata, Actinopteri, Pleuronectiformes, Cynoglossidae. The transcript has 16 exons.